UCCUUUAUUGCUUGUUGUUCGGGAAAAAAAAAAAAAAAACAUGUAGUGGUAGGAGUAAAGGAAGAAGAAGUUGAUUGCUAGUCUAGAAUCCAAGAGACUCCGUUUGAACCAAACAGUAAUACUUCUCCCUCGGUACCAUCCUUGUAAAAGAUUACAAAAAGAGAAACUUUUCUUUUCUUCUCCUUUUCUUGGCUUUAUUUUAGAGCAUAGCAUUGAUAAAGGGUGGGGAGCGUCAAAGGCAGAGACACACACACGCACUCACAUAAACAAAUUCAGUGAUCACAAGAGAGAGUAAAGAAUGCAAGCCACAAACAAGUGGAAGAAGAAUGCUUGUGGAAAUCAUGAAGAAGAAUCGAAGAAGAAGGAGAGACACAUAGUCACAUGGACUCAACUGGAAGAUGAUAUACUUCGGCAGCAGAUCAGCCUAAAUGGGACUGAAAAUUGGGCUAUCAUUGCUUCUAAAUUCAAGGAUAAAACCACAAGACAAUGCAGAAGAAGAUGGUACACAUAUCUGAACUCUGAUUUCAAGAAAGGCGGAUGGUCACCAGAUGAAGACAUGCUCUUGUGCGAGGCACAAAAAAUAUUUGGAAACAGAUGGACAGAAAUUGCAAAGGUUGUUUCAGGCAGAACGGAUAAUGCUGUUAAGAACCGUUUCUCCACGUUGUGCAAGAAGAGAGCAAAAUACGAGGCUUUAGCAAAAGAGAACAGAAGCACACAUAUCAACUUAAAUAACAAAAGAAUCAUGUUACAUCAUGGGUUAAACGGAGACGGAGCACCAGAAAGUGAUCCUCCAAUUAAGAAGAUAAGGAAGUCCCACAUCCCUGGUCUUGCAGGAAAUUGCAACUUUGGAGACAGAUCACACCCACAAUAUGGAAAUCAGCAACCUAGACCUCCAUUUGCAGUGUUGGCCCAAAACCUUCACAAUGUUAACGUGGCUUCCCAACAUCAUGUCAGCGGUGUCAAGGAGGUCUCCAUUGAUGCAGUUCAAAACAGUAUGAUUCAGAGAACAUUUCUCAAAAAGGAUGAUCCAAAGAUAACUGCUCUAAUGCAACAAGCAGAGCUUCUCAGCUCACUUGCACUGAAAGUUAGUGAAGAAAAUACAGACCAGAGUCUGGAAAAUUCUUGGAAGGUUCUCCAAGAUUUCCUGAAUCGGAGCAAAGAAAAUGUACAUGGACAAAAAAUCUGUGACAUUGAUUUUAAACUUGAUGAUUUUAAAGACCUGAUAGAGGAUCUAAGGAGUAGUAAUGAUGGAAGUCGACCAUCUUGGAGGCAACCUGGUUUAUAUGAGGAGUCUCCAGCCAGUUCUGAAUACAGUACAGGAUCAACUCUACUGCCAUACCCAGCCCCUGACAAAACAGAACAAACUCAAGCUGAGAUUGGUGCACUGCAUAAGGAUAUUGAAAUUGAAAUGCAAAUGGUUCGUAUUGACGAAGAAAAUUUUGUGGGUGCAUGUGGUAAAGAAAUUAUUUCCAGUGCAGAUAUAACCCAAGUGGAGAUGUUUCCAUCCUGUGAUGAGCAAACAAAAAACGACAUAGUUGUUUCUGCCUCAUCGAGCACAGAGUUCAGUUCCCCUCUUCAAGUUACCCCACUUUUCAGAUCCUUAGCAGCAGGAAUUCCCAGCCCAAAAUUUUCAGAGAGUGAGAGAAACUUCCUACUAAAAACACUUGGAGUGGAGUCUCCUUGCCCUGGUCCAAGCAUCAAUCCUUUGCAACCACCACUCUGCAAACGAGCACUUCUGCAGAGUCUAUAGAAAACCUCUCUGAACUAUCUCGUAUAAAGAACACGGCAAGCCCAUCAUAUCUGGUCUUUAAUUGCCCUGGACCGUAUGGCAUUUGUUGAGUUGUGUCUUCUCUUGUUUACCAUCAGUUCCUAGGAUUGCAGCUACCAUGGCCUGAAGUUUUAUAAAGAGGCAUGUUGAGAUCUGCAUUCCAAGACAGGACCCGGGCUAGAAUGUUGCGGUACAUUCUAGCAUCUUGGACACAUCUAACAAAGUGAUCCGAGGAAGGUUUUCAUUUGUUUGUCUUGAUUUGGUUGCGGGCUUUCUAUCUUCUCAUCCAGUUUUUGGCCUUUGAUCAGCCAUCUGUACAGACCCUUUUAUGUAAGUCCGUAGACGGAGUGUAAUUACAUACAGGCAACUCGCCUACAUAUGAUUAAAGAAACAGAGAGAAAAAGAACGGGGGAAAAGAGAGUAAAGGAGGAUUAACCAGCUGAUUGGAUUCCUAUUGUUGUUUUUGCGUGUGCAAAUGGUAUAUAAUAAGUUUUCUGUGUUUCUGUUUUCUAAUGUAGUAACUAUAACUCGAUGUGAUUUUAAUGAAAAUUGUUCUAGUUUUUGUGUGCA
Populus trichocarpa (black cottonwood) is the source of this 2338-nucleotide messenger RNA. Its product is annotated as transcription factor MYB124. Gene Ontology annotation, biological process: regulation of DNA-templated transcription. The transcript has 12 exons. The record is from RefSeq and is a predicted model, not a curated record. Gene Ontology annotation, cellular component: nucleus. The coding region runs from base 299 to 1750 and encodes 483 amino acids. Lineage: Eukaryota; Viridiplantae; Streptophyta; Magnoliopsida; Malpighiales; Salicaceae. Gene Ontology annotation, molecular function: DNA-binding transcription factor activity, RNA polymerase II-specific; RNA polymerase II cis-regulatory region sequence-specific DNA binding.